AUGUUAUUGGAAACUUCAUGGAGUCUAUUUGUUGGGGUGAGCAGCGCGCUGACGAUCGCCGUCAGCAUGUUGACGUGCGCGCAGAAGCCCGACGGCAACAUCGGCAGCGGGAGCGGCUCGACGACGACGACAACGACGACGACGGCAGGCCUGCCGCCAGAAGCGUCGGUGAAAUCCGUCAAAACGAACAAGUCGAAAAUCAAACAGUUGUCAAAAGCGGUCAGCGAGAAGAGUCGACGCGAUAUGGUGGAUUCGAUAAAAGUGAUGCGAGGCAAGGUGAGGCCGAAGAAGAAUGCGGCGGCGACGGCAAGCAAACGCGAGGAUUCGGAUUCGCAGCACACGGAGCUCAUUCAUGUGCCGCUUGGCAAGGCAGCAGAAAAGGAGCCGGCGGUGUCGAAGUUGAUCACCUCGCCGGAAAAGGGCAAAUCGCACGAGGCGUCGACGAAAACGGCGCCGAAAAAGAAGGUCACGUUUGCCGAGAAGAUUGAGCGAAAGCCGAAGAAGUGA
Molecule: messenger RNA, 507 nt
Organism: Caenorhabditis bovis
Lineage: Eukaryota; Metazoa; Nematoda; Chromadorea; Rhabditida; Rhabditidae
Source: the annotation of a GenBank genome assembly